This is a messenger RNA of Ostertagia ostertagi, 426 nucleotides long. The record is from the annotation of a GenBank genome assembly. NCBI's taxonomy places the organism in Eukaryota, Metazoa, Nematoda, Chromadorea, Rhabditida, Trichostrongylidae.
AUGUGUAGGUCUUUCUAUCUCCACUACGACUCUGAUGUGACCAUAAAUGGAAUAGGAGCGAUGAGGUUCAAAAUGGACAACGAUACAUACGACACUACACUGGAAUUGAACAAAGGCUAUAGAUACGAGAACACAGAGAUGGUGGUGUGGAGUUCACUGAAAAUGAAAAAAGCAGUGCCUAGCCCAGCACUACAACGUCCUCGAUAUUUCGAAAUGAGCACUAGAUAUAAUAGGCACUCAUUACAAUUCAACCGUUUUCUUUCCUCCAGGCAUAAUCCCAUUACGGUGCUUACCAGGACAAAAUGUCUUAACGCCAUUCGCUGCGUUUCUUUCUCCACCGCACUUCUUAUGGUCUCCACAGGAAGUUCGCGACAACGUCUAUGGACUGAAACCAAAUUCUUCAGCACACGAGCCAGCAGCAUUUGA